AGCUUCUGGGAGAUCAAGGUCGGGGGUGAUGGACCCGCUUCCAGACGUGAUUCAUCGACGGGAUGAGUCCCUACAAGGGCUUGUUCUACCGUGCAGACUGCUGGGGGAAGCUUUAGCACAAGAUGAUCAGUUUCUCAGCUUAGAGGAGACCAGCGUUGCUGGCGGCGGAAGUGCAGACUAUGACUUCAGUCUUCCGCAAUUCGCCUUGGACGCUGCAGGAACCUCGAGCUUGCCAUCGACGGGCUUCACCCAGCAGGGGCUUCUGCCAGAGAUCCAACGCCUUUGGCGCUCCUUUGACUCUAAGAUCGUGCUUUGGAAGUAUGACGACCCUGCAGUGCAGGAGGUCACGGAGUACACUGGAGUCUCUGAAGCUGUCGUUGCAGCAGCCACUGCCCGCCCGAAAGACUUUGUCCAGGGUGUUGACUAUUUUUUGGUGCUGGCGACAACGUUGGAGAUAUCUCUUCAUGCUCUCCGAUUCGCUCCAGGUAGCAACCGCUUGCUGCCUCCUGUGCGCACACAAUUCGCAGUAGCAAGCGAUGAUAUCUCAAUGAGCGCUGUGGCUUGUGAUCCAUCCAGUGGGCGAAUCUUUCUGGGUGGUCGGGAUGGGUGCAUUCAUGAGUUGCAGUAUGAUGAAGACACCCGAUGGCUGGGAAGACCCAAGAAGUGUCGCAAGAGCGCAGUAAGCUGGAACCUGCAGUCGCAGCUGCCUGCUGUUCUGCAGCGCGCCUGUGUGGCCAUCUUUGGGCCAGCCGAGGCGGUCUUGCAGCUUGUUGUGGAUGCCUCGAGGGGUUUGCUCUUUGCACUUUCAUCAUCGAACAUCACCCUCUUUCAAGUGCCACCAAGUCAGCAGGAUGCCUAUGGCCGCUUGGAGGAGAAGCCAGUGGUCCAAUUAUGUUCCAUCUCCCAAUCCUCCAUCGCCAAUGAGGUGGGGCGCAUCAAAGCUAGGCUCUUUCCUGGCUUGCUUCCAGUGGGGUCACGCGGCUUGAAUCCCUUUGGCAGUGGCUUGGUUUCUGCAGCGCCACCAAAACUGAUCAAAGUGCUCACGGUUGGAAGACCUCUUGGGGGAAGUGUCAUAGCAUGUGUUGUUGCAGAAGAUGGCACUCGUAUCUUCCUUCGAGGCAAUUCCCGUCCUGUCCCCCAGGGUGCUGACGGCAAUAAGCAAGGUCGCAGUGUACGCGCCAACAUCACCUCCAUGGCAGUGCACCAUGUGCGGUUUUUGGAUGCCAAUGCGCCAAAGGAUCUUCAUGUGAAGGAUGCUUUGUGGGAAAAUGGAGUGACACUUUUACAUUGCAGCUUUGGGACGGAGGGAUCCACUCGUGACGCAGUGGUUGCACUGAGUACAGACUUAAGAGUUGUAGCCCAGAGGCAAGGCCGCGGCCAUUCGCCAUGGGUCAAUGUGGCGGGAACGGCCGAGCAUGUGGACACCAUUAGCUUGACACAGGAGACGGAGAUUCCACAAAUCUUUGGAAUUGCUUCCCUGCCAGCUCCGAUUUCGAAGCCCAUUGAGCGGCUCUUCUCGAAUCCGAGCCAAGGCUUGAUUCUGCCAGUGGCCCAUUUGAGUGAGUUGGCCAAAGAGCAGCUGUUGGCGGCGCCACGUUUUAUGGUGAUCUCUUCCAUUGGUGCCCAUGUCCUGCGUCGGAUGCAGCCCUUGGACGCAUUGCGAGAACACCUGCUUGCUGGUCAAUUGCCUGCCUUGCAGGAGUUUGUAGGACAAUACACGGCUGAGCAGGCAUGCGCUUUGCUCUUCCAAGUGCUCACGCUUGCGGUGCCUAAGCUGAACCCUGAAGCUGUUGACAAGCAGAUGGGGCUCUCCAGGAACAAGGGAAGUAAGUUGAAGUCUCAAACUCGAAGCAACGCUGGCCUGUUAGAGCCCAGAGGGCUUGGGGCUGGCGCCUUCGCAGGCCCCGCAGGGUUGCGAGAUCCAACGGAAGAGGUCCUACUUCUACGAGCUGAACAGCUUUUACUAUCACAGCAACUUUCUUUUCAGCUGGGUUUUGCACAGGCCUUGCCAUCCAUCGAAGCUGGUGCACACCCCUUCCAAGGUUCUCCGCUGGGCUAUUCUGUGAUGUUCCAGAGUGCUGCUCGCCUCUCUGCCCGGAUGCGAGGUUUAUACCUCUAUCUCAGUCGGCUCCUGAGGCCCUUGUGGCUUUCACAGGUGAUGCUGGUGGCUUGGCCCCCAGUUUCCGAGAAGAAGCGGCGCCGGGAUGAAUGGUGGCCACCACCACCAGACCCUCCGCCCGUGGCAAAGGGAGCUCAGUGGCAAUGUGCUUUUUCCCAGUCGCAGCGCGCCUUCUUGCGCUCGCAGUUGCUGCUCCUCAAAAGCGCUCUGGAUCGAUGCUUGCCGCGCCUUUGCCGAGAGGGAUGUCUUCUCCCUGUCAACGGAGGAGGUGGAAGCGAGGAGGUGGAUGCGGCCAAUGGGGCCAUGCAGAUCUUGGUCGCUUCCAUGGAGGCCUUGGACUUUCUCGAGUUGAUGUCCAACUGUACCGCAGCCAUGGCCUCUGGCUCUUGCUCAGCUGAGACCUUGUUGCGCUUCUCGGAGCUCACCUUUCGGGACUUGGUGUGCCAGGCUGAAGCGCGGAAGGUGCUGCAGCAGCUCAUGCAAGCUGGGAUUGUGGCCUGUCGUGAUUUGUCCAACUGCCCAAGCCUUUUUCACCAAGCGGAUUUGGAGGUGCAAGAGGCCUAUGAGAUCCUCAAACUGGUGGAGUCCAGUUUGCAAGCUGCGACACAAAGCACCUUGGAGCUGGCAAGGUUGAGCCACUUGACGCAUCGAGCCUUGGAGACCUUGGAGAGGAAUGCUGCACAAGUCAACUUGAUGGAUGCCGCAGCUCGACUUCGUGCGGUGGGUGCCUGCAAGGGAUUGAUCGCACUAUGCUCCAGUGUGGCCCGAGCACGAGAUCCCAAGGAUGAGGCGUUGAGGCCUCAAGAUCCAUCGAAUCCGCGUCUUCAGCAGUUGCACUAUGCGCGCCUGGAAUGUUAUCAAGUGGUGCUGGGCCUGCUAGAGGAUGUGUGCUCCUUCGCACGACAGCGGUCUGGCUCGAUUUUGCAAAGUUUGGCGCCCACAGAGAGGAGGAUGGAGUUGCCUGAGCUACUUCCUUCCCACUUGUCGGACGCGGAUGCCAUGGCCAUUCUGGAUGGGCUGCUGAGGCAUUGCUUGGAAGGGCACCGCUACCAAGCUGAUGAGCUCUUCCAUUUCUGCGUUCUAAAGUGGAUGAUGCAGUGUGGGCUGCCUCCUUACCAGUACAAAUCACCGUAUUUGAAGAACUUCUUGUUGGUUCAUGCCAAAGAUCAUCCGGAGCUUCAUUGCAGAUAUCUCCAGCACAAUGGUCGCUGGGCAGAAGCUUGUGAUGCAUACCUCUCCUUGGCGCGGGACGCCGAACGGCAAGACGGCCACGAUGAUCGCUUGCUGAUGCUUCAAAAUGCAGCCCUUUGUGCCAGAAUGCCUCGUUCCAAUCGGAGGGUGGAGCCCAUUCUGCGCAUGAUGUCGGAGACUGCCAAGCAGAACCCGGGGCAAUGCUGGCAGGUUGGAAGCCGGUGCGGCUUCGAAGCAAUGGGAGGAGCACUGAUUCUCCGAAAUUCGGCUGUUGAGGUUCAUGUGCAUCCUUGGAGGAGGAGGAGCAUGUCUAGAUGCAUGUCUGGCAUUUCUGGGGCGCUGUAGGGCUCGCACUUGAUUCACUGACGUGUGCACCAGGUUUUUUUGUGCUCGGUCGGAACCGGAGAGUAAGAAUGCUGCCUGCAUUUGGUUUAGGUCCCUUUAUGGCACCUCAACUGAGCCAUGGGCAGCCAUGUGGUGUACAUGCUAGCAAGAAGUUUGCCUGGAUCCUCAUCCGGAGCAGCUGCAGGCUCCAACGGCUUAACAUGUGGGAUGGUGGCCUGUAGCGUGGUUUUGUAGGGUUAUAUAGUCGCUUGAUGUCGCUUGCACAGGGCAGGCGCAGUGUGAUCCCACUCUCAUGAGUUCAUGGCUCACUCACAAUCAUCUCUUUUCUUGUGUUCAAGAGAUUUCAAUUGAGCAUAUGGCAUAGAUCGUAUGAGGAUAGAUCGUAUGAGGAUACGAGCCACGACCCAGCUGGCACGAGUAAAGCUCUCAGGCCAAGUCUAAGUGUCAAGAGGCCACAAACACAUUCAGGAAGUAUGAGCAGCAUGCAACGACAACUGCUGACAUGCAAGGGAAGAUGGGAUGAGAAGCCCCGUGAGCAACCCGUUGUGUAUGGAGAAAGCUCACGCAACGAU
This is a messenger RNA of Durusdinium trenchii, 4227 nucleotides long. Lineage: Eukaryota; Dinophyceae; Suessiales; Symbiodiniaceae. The record is from the annotation of a GenBank genome assembly.